Pyricularia grisea is the source of this 2741-nucleotide messenger RNA. RefSeq lists its product as uncharacterized. The transcript is spliced from 9 exons. Gene Ontology annotation, cellular component: nucleus. The record is from RefSeq and is a predicted model, not a curated record. Gene Ontology annotation, molecular function: zinc ion binding; DNA-binding transcription factor activity, RNA polymerase II-specific; RNA polymerase II cis-regulatory region sequence-specific DNA binding. Bases 198 to 2531 code for a protein of 777 amino acids. Gene Ontology annotation, biological process: positive regulation of transcription from RNA polymerase II promoter by galactose; DNA-templated transcription. Lineage: Eukaryota; Fungi; Ascomycota; Sordariomycetes; Magnaporthales; Pyriculariaceae.
CUUGAUCAUUCGACACCAACACUUUCCCGCGGACAUUGCGGGAGCCAGUUGAUCUUGGUUCAGUUUUUGUUUUUUUUUGAAUCGUAUGCGCUAUCUGGGCUCACUGACUGACGUACGCGUACCUGAUUGCCUAAUCACGAUAAGCUCCCGCUCCGCGUCCGCGUCCGCUACCGCUUCCUUCCUUUUGCCGCGCGGUAAUGGAUACCCACCAGACGGAGCUUGGCACUAUCCGGGAGUCCAUCGUUGCCGACCGCAGCAGAGCUGGGCCAACGCCGUCAGAGUCGAGCAGUACGACAGCAGAAGCAACACGUGGCUCCAAGCCGGCCAAGCGCCGUCGUAUCGCCAUCGCAUGUACGACCUGCCGAGUACGCAAGUCCAAGUGUGAUGGAAGCAGACCAAGAUGCUCCACAUGUAGAGAUUAUGGAACAGACUGCGCUUAUUCUAAAUCGGGACCGCUGAAUGGUACCUCAGCAUCCAGAGAACAUUUCGAGUCUGUAGAGACGCGCCUUUCGGCCCUCGAACGAGCCCUCACUGGACUGACGGGCAGAGUAAAUUGCAUAGAGCGUCGGGGGACGCACACUCCAGCGUCUCCUCAGCCUGCAACGCUGGCUGGUGACGAUGAGGAUCCGGGGACAACAGUAGCGUCCCCGGAUCCCACUGAUGGCAUUGGAACCAUUGUCUUUACUCGAGAGGAGCACUUUGGCUUUUUUGGCCCAUCUUCUAACAUCGCUUUCAUCCGAUCCAUUAUCGCCGCCGUGACAGCCAGCAUAGGACGCAGGCAAACCGGGCAGUCUCCCGAAGAGACUCGCGUGGUGGAAGCGUCCAACAAAAGGGUCCUCCACGUCUCCCGCCCGCCAUCGCCCGCCCGCCAAGAGCAGUCAACCCUGCGCCACAACGUCAGGGAACGGGCCACCUACGACCUGCCAUCGCCGGACGAGACUUUGGACCUGAUACACAGCUACUUUGCGACCACGGGCUUCCUAUUCCCAUACAUCCACCAGGAGAGCUUCCUCGAUACGUAUCAUGAGGUGGCGGCGUCCCGGUUUAGCAAGGUGAGGCGGUCAUGGUUGGGCCUGCUGAACAUGGUGUUGGCCAUGGCCACGAGCGCCACGCUAGGUAACAGUCUUGACGCACCCUCGCGGAGGCUCAAGUCGGACGUAUUCUUUUCGCGCGCCAUGGCGUUGUGCGAAACACAGAUCCGCUGCGCAGCCAGUAUCGAGAUUGUUCAAUUUCUUCUCCUUAUGAGCCAGUAUCUGCAAGGCACAGACCGUUCCACCCAGACAUGGAGCGUCCAUGGGCUUGCCGUCAAGGCCGCAUAUCAGCUGGGCCUCCACUCUCAGUUGGAGCUGAGACGUUACACGCCGCUUGAACAAGAGAUACGUGCGCGCAUUUGGUAUGGAUGCGUCAUCCUCGACCGAACCUUGAGCAUGACGCUGGGUCGACCUUGUUCAAUACCAGAAAGCCACGUCAAAUUGAACUUACCUCGGCCGUGGCCCUCUAAUUCGAAUUCUGAUGUUGAUGCAAAGGGGGAGGACAGCCUCAUAUUCUAUAACGCAACCAUCUCCCUCUACAAAAUCAUGUGGAACGUCAUCGAUGUUCUCUACGAAGGCAACCUGGGCUGCGAGUCGCCCAAGAACAUUUUCGACAUUGCCUCCCACCUCCUCCGGAUCGAACACCAACUGCUCGAUUGGCAGCAUAAACUGCCACUAACAAUGCCCCUGGUGCAGCCCGCUGAGUUGAUCGGCGGCACGCCGACCGCCGCGCCCUCCCCGCUCUGCCGGCUGCGCGUCAUCCUGACGCUGCGGUACCUCAACCUCCGCGUCCUGGCCCACCGGCCCGUGCUGCAGAGUUACCUCGCGGAGCUCGGGGCGGCGACGGUUUCGGGCGACUCGCCGGCGCAGCGGCGCACGACGCUGUACCAGGUUGGCGCCAACAGCAUGCGCCUGUGCGUGCAGUCGGCCACGUCCAUCAUCGAGAUCGUGUCGCAUGUCGUUCGGUCUGACGGGAUGACCAAGCAAAUGCUUGGCGCGUGGUGGUUUUCCUUGUAUUACACCUUCAAUGCCGCGCUCGUCAUCUACUCGGCCAUCCUUAUACAAAAUGAUCCGAUAGUCAACACAUCGGCCGACACGCUCGACUUUCGUGGAAUGGACAUUCGGCGGGAGCUGCUUUCGCAGGCCGCCGAGGCGCUGCUACUGUUGGACCGCGGCAAUCGCAUGACGGAAAAGUGUGCAAAGUACACGUAUGCGCUGAUGCACAUUUUGGAUUCCCAAUACCCGACCGAAGGACCGACUAACUCCUCGGGCGCCAACGCCCUGUCGCAGCUCCUGCAGAGGACCAACACCACGUCGGACAGCGCAAACAACGCCCCAUCAAACGUCUUUCCGUACGGAGACCAGCCAUCGUUGGAGAUGGACAUGGACCUGAACGAGUUUCUAGGCAUGGACCUGAAUGAGUUUGUGGACAUGGCGGACCUGGGCAUCUUUGUCUUUCCCUCGACCCCGGGCGGCGGCUACCAGGGCCAGGAUAUGUGAUAGGUUAUGUGAAGAUUUUUGUAACGACUCGUGACACGACGCUGGGCUGACGACUUUAAUGCUAAAGAGUGGUUACCGUGUAUCUAUUCCUAUGUGCACUUGGUAGUCAUCACCCCCAACCGCAGCUUCGCGUUAUCAAUCUAGCUUCAGCAUCUCUGUAACUUGCAGAUUUUCACCUUCGCCCAAAAAAAAAGAAAAAAAAAAAAACAA